CUCUCAAUCGCGUUGAAUGUGUCGAACGAACAACGGUGAUCCGUGUAUUGACUAUGUGGAAGAGGACCUUUAAAAGGCGAACGGUGUAGGUAGGGAUUGUCCUGAAGGAGCUGUGUUUUCUUCUUCGGACGGAUGCAAACAGCUGGGAAGGGUUGUUGUAACGGUGACUUGUGUAAUUUCGAAGUACACAUGUGUGCCUCCUGGUGUGCAUGCGUGUGCCUUAUAUGGUGAAUUUUUCGAACGAAAGUCCUACAAUCCUUGGCUGGUUACUGUUUAAAUGGUUUAAAUGUAUCCUCUCGCCUAACUGUGUUUGGUGUGUGCAAGGAACGGAUCGGAUGGUGUGUGUGCAGGCUGGUGCUCCCUCCCCCAAUCAACAAAUUCGGUCGGGUCGCUACUCUCUGACGGCGCUGACUCAACAUUGAGCAUAAUACACUGAACCAGCAGAGGUUUUUCGCCAGCAUAGCAAAACCAGCAGCAUAUCCCUUUUUGGCAGUCCGUGUUUGUCGAGAGCGCCAUCUGGAGGCCGAAAAUAAUGGGUGCGUGAAUUAUGCUACAGCUCGUCUUGCAGUAUGAAAAAGUGAAAAUUUGUUAGCAAAAUUUUAAGCAAAAACGCCCGUGGAAAUUAUUCAUUUAUACUUAUUUGUGCGGUGUGGUUAUCUGGCGUAAAGAUGUGAUAGAAAUAAGAAUGUUUCAAGCUGUUGGCAUAGGGGGAAAUCCAGGUUCGAAAAAGGCAUGAUUAGGUUGAAAGGAAAAAUCAAUUUUUGUCCCACUAAAGAUCCCACAGACUGUGGGAUCAGGCUGGUGUAGCAGAAUAUGCGGAUGAAAAUUGAUGGUGAAAUUUGGUGAUGCGUUUGGCCCAUUCAAGGAUCGUUUAUUGUCCUUCCGAAAUGCAUAUGGAGAAAAUGUAUAUUUUGUAAUGAAAUUGUCCGCACGGAAGAAAAAGGUGUGGUGCGCGGUCCUCCCUAAGUGGUGUGUUGAUAGUCGGGAAAAGUCAGUGAAAAUUUUCUAUCCCUGAAAAGACGAAGCAAACGGCGGAGGAAUAGGAGGAUCGCCUUCAGUGGGGGGAAAAAGGAUACCAGGAUUUUGGAGCGUCGAGUUGCUGUUCCGUGAGGGAAACAAGCAGCUCUCAUAUUCUCUCUUGCUCGUCAAGUCGUUGUCGGCGCCAGACAGGGCCCCUACUCUGGGAUCCUGUGAACUGUCAUAUUCUAAUAUUUGUCAUCAGAGAGGGAGCAGGACUCUCGUCGGUUUCAUCUACAAGGAAUCGGCAGGCAGGCAGGCAGGCAGACCACCAAGUCCUGUUUUGGACUAGGAGUAGGAACAACAAAUAAUCGUCAACAGAGAAGCAUAGCCUUCCCAAUCACGAAAAUGUCGCUUCCAGUGUUUUUAGAAGGUGCCGUUGGCUCAACGCCAGACAAGGGUGUUCCGGAUAUGACCUGCAUCUCCGACAUCGACGAGAAUGGCAUCAACCGCAAUCUGAAAGUCCGCUACGAACGGGACCAGAUAUAUACCUACACCGGUUCUAUUCUGGUUGCUGUAAAUCCGUACAAGGAGAUUGACUGCUACACACAGGAAUAUGUCUACAAAUACCAUGGCCAAAAAAUGGGCCAACUUGAGCCACAUGUGUUUGCUUUGGCUGAGGCUGCAUACCGAAAUAUACGUGAUAACGACAGGAAUCAGUCCUGCGUCAUCUCGGGCGAGUCCGGUGCCGGCAAAACGGAAACCACCAAAUUCAUCCUGCAGUAUCUGUGCUCGGUGACGUGCGACGUUUCGACCUGGGUGCAGCAGCAGAUUCUCGAGGCGAACACCAUCCUGGAGGCGUUCGGGAAUGCCAAAACCAUCCGCAACGAUAAUAGCUCACGGUUCGGCAAAUUCAUGCAGGUUUGCUUCGACUCCAAGUGGUGCAUCAAGGGUUGCAUCAUCCAGGACUAUCUGCUGGAGCAGUCGCGGAUUACGUUCCAGAGUCCGGGGGAACGGAAUUACCACGUCCUUUAUCAGCUGGUUGCGGAAGGUUGCAGGAACAAGGAACUGGCCGGUCUGUUGCACCUGAAGGAUGCUGGGUUUUAUCAGUAUUUGAAUUCGCCGGGCAGUUCCGGGAUAGAUGUUCCGGCCGAGUCUAAAAAAUUCGAAGCGCUUCGAUUGGCGUUCAAUGUAUUGCAGAUAUCGCAACCGUUGAUCGACGGUAUAUUCAAGGUGCUAAGUGCCAUAUUAUGGUUAGGUAAUUUAAAGUUUGCCGAUAUUGACGGGGAACGUUGUGAGCUGGCAGUCGAAGACAAGGAAAUAGUGGCCAUCGUGUCGGAGCUCCUUGGGCUGGCUUGGGAAGAUUUAGAGCAGGUUCUGUUGAAACGCCAGAUAAACGUCCGGGGAAAUAUCACGGAGAUUCCACUAAAAUUACAAGAAGCGCGUGAAAAUAGACAUGCCAUGGCGAAGGCAUUGUACUCGCGAACAUUCGCCUGGUUGAUCAGUCACAUCAACACUUGCAUCAACCCGGGUCAGGAUGCUUCGCGGUUCCUAGGAGUACUCGACAUAUUUGGAUUCGAAAAUUUCAACACCAAUUCGUUCGAGCAGCUCUGCAUCAACUACACGAACGAAAAACUGCACAAAUUCUUCAACCACUAUGUGUUUGCUCUGGAGCAGGAAAUUUACCGCCAAGAGGAGAUUAAAUUUUCGCACAUUCAAUUCACCGACAACACACAUUGUCUGGAGUUGAUCGAGAAACCGCCUCGAUGUAUCCUGAAGCUGCUCACCGAACAGUGCCAUAUGCCAAAGGGCUCGGAUACGGCCUAUCUGACUAACCUACACGGCGAAUUCGAAAGCCACCCUCGGUAUGUCAAGGGCCAGGAUCGACGACACUGGGAGUCGGAAUUCGGCAUCCGGCACUAUGCCGGGGACGUUAGUUACACGGUGAAGGGAUUCGUGGACAAGAACCGCGACGUGCAGCAGGACGUAUUGUUCGAUCAUAUGAGUCGGAGCACAAAUUCAUUCGUUCAGGAAAUCGCCUCCUUCCAGGAUUUACUCUCGAUACAGCAGGUCCAGACGGCUUCCACUGUAGGAACUGUAUCGCGAGGCACAUCCAAGGGAAAACUGACCGUCAGCGAUACCUUUCGACAGCAGCUGCAAGCCCUCGUUGAUGUUCUGCAAAGCACAAAUCCCUGGUACGUUCGUUGCAUCAAACCAAAUGCAGAAAAAUUACCAAACGAUUACGAUGAUCAGCUGGUGCUGGAUCAGCUUAGAUAUUUAGGAAUGCUGGACAUCAUUCGGAUAAGGCGAGAAGGUUUUCCAGUACAUUUGACCUUCGACGACUUUGUCCAACGGUAUCAGUGUCUGACAAAACGUUUCAGAAAUCUCUCCAGUAAGGAUCAAGCGCUGGCCGUGAUCCGACAGCUUAAUGUGCCGCCCAAUGAGUGGCAAACAGGGAAAACCAAAGUAUUUUUACGUAGUUUAGUGCACGAGCCCCUGGAGGACGCUCGCAAACAGGUGAUAAAUUCCAAAGCCCUCGUCAUCCAAAGAAACUGGAAACGGUUCAGCGAGCAGCGUAGCUUCAAGAAAACGAGAGCGGCCGCGCUGCUUAUCCAGCAUGCCUACAAGGGCUGGAAGCUGCGCAUCGAGUUUCUCAAGAAACGACGCGCCGCCAUUGUCAUUCAAAGCCAUCUUCGGGGGGUGUUCGCGAGGGAAGUGGCAGCCGCAUUGCGUGAAAUGCGACGCGUCGAAGAAGAGAUGCGCAAACGGGAACGAAUGGAGGCGGAACGCAAGGAAAGGGAGGCAGCCCAAGCUGAAGCCGAUCGGAAGGCUCUGGAAGAGAGCGAAAGAGUCGCCAAGCAGGAGAUCCUGGCUCUGUCGCAAAUGGCCGAGCAGAUCAACUCGAAACUGCACUCCCAGCAGCAAGCGCACGCCGCCAUUAACAGCAGUAACAAUCUGUUGAAUAAUAACAACAACAGCAGCGAUUCACAGCUGAAUGGCGUCGGUGCCAGAGGGGAAGUGGGCGGUGGGAUGGCGUCGGCAAACCACGCCCACCAGCAGAGUAACGAAUCCGUUGAUCUGGACAAUCUGUUCGCGUUCCUCAGCGAGGUUCAGCCGAAUUCGGUUGCCAACUCCAAUGCCAUCAUCGACGAAAUCGGCGAAAAAAUGGACAACCUGGUGGAGGAUCUGGACGUGGAGCUCGAAUCGGUGAUCCAGCAGGAAAUCGAGGGACUGACGAGCGAGCGGAACAACAACGUACACCAGCAGAAGCAGAUGCUCCUAAAUGGAACGAACAAUAACAACAACAACAAUACCAUUGUUGGGAACAAACCGACCACUCCGAAGCCAUUAGGCAUUCCAUCCUUGCCGGAACCCACCGUACCCCCACCGCCUAUUCCCACGGGUAACAACAACAACGGUUCACUGCCAACACCAUUGCCAACGGCCGGCGAUCUACACCACGUUAGGCACCGCCAAGAGGAGCCAAUCUACGAGGCAGUAAUCCAUCUGAAGGAGUUGCCACCGCCGCCGGAAGUGCCGGUGCUCAGCCAGGACAACAAAGCCACCGGUCAAGCCGUUCCACCGGUUCCACAGCAUCAGUCACAGCUGCAGCAACACGCUGCCACCUUGCAGCACCAGCAUCAGCAGCAUCAACAGGCCCUGGCAGCCCACCAGCAGCAUCUGCAACAGACUCUCCAUCAACAGCAAACCACCAACCAUGCGCCUCCACCACCUCCCCAUGCUCAUGGAGUCAUCCAUCAGCCAAUGCAUCUGGAGAAUGGAGGAGGUCACAAGCUCAGACCAAAGAGUCCGGCGGUGAUCCGUUCGGCAAGUCCAGUUCAACGGGGUUCGGCAGGACCGAUGAGCCCUUCGUCGCCAAAACACAGCCGGCCGAGCUCGAGGGCUUCUUCAACCGGUGGAGGUCAUCCAUUUGCGGAACGUGAGCAACGUCGAAAGUAUCGCGUUGAGAAGAAGCUUCAGGAAAUGCAGCAGAUGGAUAUCAACGAACAGGAAAAGGAAACCACGAAAGUCGACAUGUACCACGAUUUGUUAGAGUUUGCUGAAAGCUACUACAAUACCCACGAGAGAUCACCGGAGGGCACGAUCAUGGCGACGCUCACCAGGAAAGGCCGCAAAUCGGUGGACAUGGUGCCGAAAUACGAAAUGAUCACUUACUACCGUGGAAACACGAUUCCAUCGUCUCACAUACACAUGUACGAUCCAGAGAAUGUCACCAUUGCCUGCAAUAUCUUUAGGGAUCUCUGCAAAUACAUUCGAGGUGAGCUGAACAACGAGCGAGAGCUACAGGUGAUUCAGUUCAUCAUUGGGCAAGGUAUCGAACGGGAGGAGCUACGGGAUGAAAUUUUCGUUCAGUGUAUACGGCAAGUGACCAAUAAUCCCAGCGUCGAAUGGACCGAUCGGGUUUGGUUGCUCCUUUGCCUGACGAUCGUGGCUUUUCAGCCAAGCAAGAUGCUGUUUCGCUACUUCGUUAGCUUUUUGAAGAAAAACCUUGAAUCGCUGGAUGGUAAAUUGCGGCAGUAUGUUCAGUGGUGUUUGGAUAACUGCAAGAACACCAAGGUGCGCUGUCGACAAUUUGCCCCUUCGAGUGUGGAAGUUGCGGCCAUGCGUCGCCUCGGAACGAUCGUGUGUCGCUUUUUCUUCCUGGAUGGACGCACUAAAGCGAUUGACGUCCAUCCAACGGAUACCGCAAGUGACGCAGUGGCCAAGCUGGCGGAGAAGUUAGGUUUAUGCAAUAUCGAUGGCUGGGCCAUCUACCAGUCCCGACCGGAUGGUGAGGAGCACGUGAAAUCACACGACUAUUUGUACGAUAUUAUCGCGGCCUGGGAAUCCAAACAAACGAAAAUUCACGCUGGAAGUUCAACCUUGCGGAAGAAUGCCACCACGCUCGGAUCGGGUGAGAAUCGCUUCGUGUUCAAGAAACGAUUGUUCAAAAGUACUCGGGAGCUGUCUCAGGAUCCGGUCGAGAUCAACAUGCUGUACGCCCAGGCCGUCUACAGCGUGGUCAAGUGUGAUGAUUUCCCUGUAUCGGAGAAGGUAGCCCUGCAGUUGGCAGGUUUGCAAGCCCAGGUGGCAUUGGGUGAUCCUUCCAAUCAGCCGAAACCGGAAUAUUAUUCGGAUGUGAAUAGCUUCCUUCCGGAACGAAUCUCGAAGAGUCGAGAGGAACAGUUUUGGGUACCGAUUCUCGCCCAGGCCCACCGUCAAUACGGGGCAGGUCGCACGGAACUAACCGCUAAGGUCUUGUAUCUUUCCUGUGUGAUGCAAUAUCCGCUGUACGGGACAACCAUGUUCCCUGUAUCGUACCGGGGCUAUUGGAGCUACGGAAAUAGUUUGAUCCUCGGCGUCAAUUGUGAAGGAAUCAUCCUGAUCAAACCUGACGAUAAGUUUGUGCUGUACGAGUUUCGAUACAGCGAGAUCGAGUCGAUCAUGCUAGAUCCGAGCGAUAGCUUCAUUACGAUCAGCUUGAACCGUCAUACAAACACAGCCACUAAUACUGAUCAGCAGCGUUGUUUCGUGUUCGAGACAUCGCAGAAAAACGAGAUCGGUUCGUUGAUCGUAUCCUACUUCCCGGCCCUCUCGAACUGGAUCACAGAGAACGAGGUGCCGGUGAAGAAAAGCAAGGGUAUCACGAACGAGGAUCGCGUAAGGCUGCAUCACAAUGUGGUUGUAUGUCGGCGCCAUCUGGUGGAUGCGGAGCUCCUACGAAAGCCGCAAGAUCCUAGCGGUGGCUUUUUAAGAAAUACCCUGCGGAGGCUUUCCAAGCAUAGACUGGAAAAGUUAAGAGCUGAACACGGUAGUUCGGUACACGAUCACGGUGAAACGUACAAGGGUUUCCCGCACGGUUAUUGGGCGUUCAGUAGACAGGCGUUACCCCAGAGUCUCAGCAAGAUUCCGGAUCAAGAGGAACAGGCCAUGAUACAGGUGUUCAAUUCGAUUCUUACGUACGCGGGACUCGGCCAAAACGGUGAGACUGUACAGAGAGCUGAAGAUGAGCACAUCACACUCAUACAAUCGAUCAUGGACCGUUGCAUGAGAAAGGAAUCGCUACUCAACGAACUCUAUCUGCAACUGAUCAAACAAACGACGGAUCAUCCGGAUCCAAAUUCACGAGUGAAUCUGCGUCACUGGGCACUGCUCUCGCUGGCGUGCAGUGUUAUUCUGCCACCGCAGAAAGUAGUACGUAAAUAUCUGAUUGGUCAUUUGAAGCGAUGUGCUAGCGACUUUAUUACCGAGGAAGGAAAGUACGCGCGUUUCGCCGAAAAGUGUUUCUUCAAGACGCAAGGAACUCGUCGAAGGCAGUGGCCUCCGAGUCGCGAGGAGAUUGUAUGUACCAUCAACCGAAGGCCUAUCUAUGCUCGGUUCCAUUUCAUGGAUGGACAGUAUCACUCGGUUGAGUUCCAUCCUAGCUCUACGUCUAGAGAAGUGAUGGAAAGUGUGAAGAAGAAGAUUGGACUAGCGGAAAACGCGCAAGGUUACGCCAUCUAUGAGGUUUUGGGUGCUUCCGAACGUAGUUUGCUUCCGGACGAAAAGCUUGCUGACGUGAUGUCCAAAUGGGAGAAGUAUCGGACAGCCGCUGCACAAGCUGUUCAACAAAAUCAGAGCUCCAGUUUGCCACCGGCUUGUCGUCGACAGCACCAUUUGUUCUUGUUCAAGAAGCAUUUAUUCUGCGAUCAGUACAUGAAUUUGGACGAUCCGAUAGAGAAGGAGCUGCUCUACCAUCAGGUUUUGCAUGGGCUGCGAACAGAACGAUUCCCUAUUUCGGAAAUGGAAGCGAUAAUGUUAACGGCACUCCAAGGUCAGCUCGAGUUAAGUGAUUGUACCGAUGCAGUUCAGGACUAUCGAGCAAUAGCUACCCACUGUUUGCCGCCACGGUUUGUGCCGAAUAUUCCACACGAAGCAGUGGCCAUGCAUCAUCAAAGUCUACGGGGAAUGACUUCUGCCGAGGCAAAGAAGUCGUUCCUCAAUUUGAUUCAAAGUUGGCCCUUGCAUAAGGCAACCAUCUUUGACGUGAUGCAGUCGUUUACUUCAAAUUGGCCCAGAAUUCUGUGGUUGGCGGUAGAUCAGAAGGGACUACAUCUGCUGGAACAUCGGUCCCGGAACACGCUGUGUACCUACGAGUACCAGACGAUCUUGUCCUACUCGCCCAACAUGAACUGCCUAAUGAUCAUCACCGGAUCGGACAAGAAACAGUCCAAGGUUAUCCUGACAACGUCACAGGCCUUCCAAAUUUCCCAUCUUAUUCGUGAGUACACUGAGGUGCUGCAAUCGACUCUGAACGACGACUCUCAGAAGGAAAAUAAUGCCAACAAUGCAGGAGCGGGUGGCCAGGCUCCCCAGGUGCCUCCACACAAUCAGCCACUUCCACCACCUCAUCAGAAUCUUACUGCGGCCCAACAGCAACAGGCAGCCGAUUUGCGAAAAGGUGGCCAACAGCGACCACCCUCGAUGAUGCUCCGUCAAUCUGGGGCAGCUCUGGUUGCACCACAGCCAAGCUAAAAAAAUGGGAAUCGUUAAUCCAGGUAAAUCCAGGUUGAGGUAAAUUAUCUAGCAAAAUAUACUCAAUAGAAACACGAUUAUGUUAAGGGCAGAACAAGUAUGCAACAUAGACUGACGAGAAGAGAGACGUUUUGUCCAGAAAAACGGAACUUAAGAUCUCCCUUUUAUAAAAAAAAACACGAGUAUCAAAAAUAGAUCCAUCAUCAAGAAAAAAAAAACAAAAUAUGAAAAUAUCUAUAUUACUGAAAUCCAAUGUAUCCAACUUUUGCUAAUUGCAACAAUCAAAACCCGUUAAAAAAAAACUCUAAUGAUAUUCUAGACAUAGUUCAAUCUGAAAAAAGUAUUGGAUUUUAAUUUGCGCAUCGUUGUUGCAGUAAAAAUGUUGUUUGAGAAGAUAUUUGGAUCCGUUACCUGAGGAGCAGACAGUCAAAAACAAAGAAACUCGUAGCAGAUAAUAGUCGAAUACAUAUUAGCAUCCGGAGUUAUUAGGCAACACCUCACAAGUUGAAUCUCGUACAAUUUGCUCAGCUACCACCAAAUGAAUGAAUUCUUUAACAGUCACCUCCAAUUACUGUCACUACAAAAGUUUUGAGUAUGCUGUGAGGUAAACAAUUCUUGAACUAAGUAGAUCCUAGUUUCUCUCACAAUUAACAUCCCCCACUACCCUCAGAUGCCCCUCUUCCAUUUACUCAAAGAUUUACUAAAGGUGGAUUUUUGUUUUACUUUACUCUCCAUUCAAUGACAAUUCUACAAUACACUGACACUGUUUCACGAAUUGUUUGGGACUCAGGCCAUUAUGCGAAUAAAAUUUAGCUUUUUCUUAGUUGUGUAAACUCGGAAUCUUUCUUCCAUUUCUAAUUUCUUAAAACAAAAUAUAACUUAACAAACGAAAAAAUGGUGCAGAGCUGGCGGAGUUUUCAGACUUAACGUUCAGGUUAAAAAAAACCGUAUCACCGCACUUUAUCCUUUGAAUUAUGACAAUGUGUGAUAAUUUUCCACAAUUGGUAGCACUCAGAUGCUCCGGGAAAUAUGAACUGUGCAUUAAAGAGUGCAAAUGUUUGCAUAAUUAUUACAAAUAAAUUAUGAAUAUUUUAUAGGAUUUUCUGCGUAACGUAAAUUUAAGUAGAAUGAGUACCCUAAGAGUGACGAUUUGUUUUAGUGAUUGAUUGGUGAAGAUUAGAGUAACAUUUUUUACGUCUAUCGUAAGUUAAAAGUUUACCAAGUUGUUCAAACUACAAGUUAGGAUCCUAUAUAAUUUAUAAGAAAAUCGAUUUAUUUCGAAGAAAUUUACUGUCUUGUAUAUUCCCUAUGUAAAUUGUGUAGAUUGAUUUAUUUAUUUACGUUAAUCGUUUCUCAUAGGUCGGCCAUAAUUAGAUUUUUCUCCUGUAUUUAAACAAGAAACUUCUACAAAUAGAAAGCUAGUGCAUCUUUUAGCUGAGUUUAUUUAAAAUAACCUAACCAAUUGAACUAGGAACGCGCAUCAAUCCAGCGAAAAUUGAUCCAUCAAUGAAAAAGAUUUUAGUUUAUUCUAAUCAAACAAAUAUAAUAAAUAUACUAUACAGAAGCUAUAUAUACAGAAUGCAAAGAAACUAUUCAAAAUGGUUAAAUAUGAUUAUUGACUAGUUAAGAAUCAAAUGUUGAAAUAUCGGAAAUCAGAAAAUGCCUAAAGGAAAAUAGUAAGCUUAUAAUGUAAAAAAAACCAAGAAGAAAUCUGUUCUAAACAAAAAUUCUUUGCUAUCGAGAUGCUUCAUGUCUCGACAACUUUUUUUUUCUCCUAUAGAACACAUACCAUACAAAAACACAAUCAAUCAUACACACACACUAGUCAAAUGAGGUGACCGUUAUUUCUAGUGAAUUGCUACCAAAUUGAAGGCACCAGUUGGGAAGACGCUGCCCUUCGCAAUCCGAAACUUUACCAGAAAUCCUACCUGCAUAAAAGUACAUACGAAGCUUGAAGCUAAGCAUAAUGCGUUCGUGUCCUAUCUACACAUACAAGUCCUAUCCAAACGACGCAUAUGACGCUAUACAUUGACUCGAAACCGUUCAAAUGCUUCCAUCCUUCUUUCAAAUCUCUUCUAUGAUCCUAAGAACUUAAAACAUCUUCUAACCUUAAGGUUAGCCAGAACAUGAAUACUCCGAACAUUUUUUUAGUAUAAAUAUCAUAAGAUCGAUUUGACGGGCAGAUUAGAAAAAGGAACUAAAUGGUACGGUGAGCGAAAUUCGGAGAUCACGAAUGAGUGCAGAUAGUUGAGUAAGUGGAAGUUUUCCAGCGGUUUUCCAAUCUCUGUUUCACUCAAACUUCGCCGUUUCUAGUAAUAACAUUUGAGUCUUACCAGCGAAAGAACACAAUAAAUUAUGAGGUUAAACGACCAUUCAGAGCUAAA
Molecule: messenger RNA, 10856 nt
Organism: Uranotaenia lowii
Lineage: Eukaryota; Metazoa; Arthropoda; Insecta; Diptera; Culicidae
Gene: Myo81F
Product: myosin-I heavy chain
Exons: 16
Coding region: 1366-8472 (2368 amino acids)
Biological process (GO): signal transduction
Cellular component (GO): cytoskeleton; myosin complex
Molecular function (GO): ATP binding; cytoskeletal motor activity; protein binding
Source: RefSeq, a predicted model, not a curated record